UUACUGUUCAAGUGUUCAGUCAAGUUCAAGCGACUCUCGCGUUCUGACCACUGACGUCGCCGUUGCAUAUUCGCGGAACUGUUGUUCCUUCACGUUCCCCACUGUUCACGAAACUGCCGAGUGACUUGGAAAUCCUACGUGAUCCAGUGAUCUACGCGUCCCUCGUGGUAACGUUUCUCGUUCUAGGCGCAUUUAUUCCGCGCGAUAGUGAGACCGCUGUAUCGUGCUACAUGCGGACUUACGUUAUAAAAAGUGCAAACGUGGAUAAUCUGCUAAAAUAGUGGAUGAUGCUACGAGUUACAGACGAAUCAGUGAUUGCAACUUCAAGAACAGGCUUCUCGAUUAAUUUCUUGUUUUAUCUUUGUGCCGAAUUUCUAAUUGGCGCUGUCAUCUCUAAUAUCUUAGCCAUCCUGGAUAUCAUAAAGUCUCUUCUGCCAAAGCCACCAAGGGAUUUGAGCGGCGAUGUAGUUUUAAUUGCAGGUGUCUCGUCGACCUUUGGCGAGUCUCUCGCCGAGGAAUUUGCAAGGGGUGGAUGCUCUGUGAUCUGCGUGGAUAACGACUUUAGAUCCGCGGAGGAGAUAACUGCUAGGCUAAAAUCGCGGUGCAACAAAGUGAAGGGAAUCGGGCCUGGCCAUAGGGAACACGAGCGGGAGAAUGUAGGGCCGACAAUGGCAGCGUACGAAUGUAACCUGCUGGAUCGUAAUGCUAUACGUGAGAUCGCCAAGAAGGUCGAGGAUGAGGUCGGUGGCGUCGACGUCCUAGUGACCUGCGCCGGGCAGCCUUAUCAAGAUAUUUUCGAUACAGCCAAUACGACACUCAUGAGCCAUUAUUGGAUGGUUCUGGCAUUUUUGCCAUUCAUGCUGCAACGCGACAGAGCGCACAUUGUCGGAAUCACACCGGUUGCAUCCACCCAGGAUGUAUACUUGAGCUCGAGGGCGGCGAUCGCCGGUCUGAUGGAGAGUUUGUGUCAGGAAUUGGGCACUCGUAGUAGCCAUCUUACUUUCCUCGCGAUUUCACCGACGACAGCAGGCGGUUCGACGAGACGAAAAGAGCAGCAAGUAGCCAAGGAGGUUGUACAGGCGGUCAGAAGGGGCCAGUGCAGCAUCAGCAUUAAUUGGUGCUCGAACAUAAUGUAUCAAAUAAGCUACGCGAUCCAUAGUGCAAUAACGACAGUCUCACAAUGGCUUCACACGCGGGGAUGCAAUUAUUCCUUUUAAAUCCUGUUCUUGUUCAUGAAGCGUGAAGCAUUCCAGUCGGCUACCGACACGAGUGUGGGAAUUCGCGGUUUCUGUUAGCUAGUUCCCUCGAGAUGGACAGCAAAAACCUUCAAAAGUUAUUUGAAAUUUGUCCAACGAGUCUUCCCACGAGUUGUGCGAAGAAGAAUUAUUCCAAUUAAUUAUUCGAGGCCGAAUCACAUUAUAAAAUUAUGCAUCGUUGCAUGUCAUAAUAUACAUGUGUAUAAUCAUAGUACAUUGUUAUAGCAUAAAGAGAAUUUUUGUAGUUUUUAGGAAAAUAAGCUAUUUGUUAAUAAAAAUGUAAAAAAAUUGUCCU
Vollenhovia emeryi is the source of this 1551-nucleotide messenger RNA. RefSeq names its product estradiol 17-beta-dehydrogenase 11-like. NCBI's taxonomy places the organism in Eukaryota, Metazoa, Arthropoda, Insecta, Hymenoptera, Formicidae. Bases 285 to 1217 code for a protein of 310 amino acids. Gene Ontology annotation, molecular function: oxidoreductase activity, acting on the CH-OH group of donors, NAD or NADP as acceptor. The transcript has 7 exons. The record is from RefSeq and is a predicted model, not a curated record.